UAUUAGAGUUGGAAAGAAUUUUUCUAUCACAUGAUCUAAGAAGCUUUCCUCAUAUCAUUUUUAUCCAGUUAUGUCAAUUUAUUUCUUGCAUGUUAGUCUGCUGGUUAAUUACAAUGACUUUCAUUGGAUAGUGACAUGUUGAGCAUACCUGAUAAUGCUGUCUUAAAUGAAAUAAAAAGUAUUUACUGACCGUACUUUUUAUUGAAUAUUCAGUGCAGUACAGCUCACACAUUAAGUCAAAUAAACUAGUGAUUGAAUAACACCUUAAAGAGAGGUACAUUAAUACCAAUUUAGUCAUCUGUUGCCCUAAGGAACAACACUGUCAACAUAUUUUCUCAGUUACAGCACUUUCAAAUAGGAUUAUUAAGGUUAUUCAAGGCCGGACGUGGUGGCUGAUGCCCGUAAUCCUAGCACUUUGGGAGGUGGGUCACCUGAGGUCAGGAGUUGGAGACCAGCCUAGCCAACAUGGCCGAAACCCCGUCUCUACUAAAAAUUCAAAAAUUAGCCAGGCAUGGUGGCGGGCACCUGUAAUCCCACUUACUUGGAAGGCUGAGGCGGGAGAAUCACUUGAAUCCGGAAGCGGAGGUUGUCAUGAGCCGAGAUGAUGCCUCUUUACUCAAGCCUGAGAGAAAGAGUGAAACUUCAUCUCAAAAAGAGAAAAAAAAAAAAAGAUUAUUCAAGGAGGGCCCAGGGUCUGGAGCAAGCCCAGCCAGGCCCCACCCACUUCGUGCCCUGCAGCGGUGGCGCGCCUCAGAUUGGCGCGAAGGUGAUAAAGAGGCGUGACCGGAAAGGCCCCACCCUGCUCGCCCCUGUAGUACUUAAGCGAGUUGGUAGGGUGGCUGCACUCAUUGCUCCGCCGCUCCGGCCUAGCGAGAGUGAAUCUCCUGCACUACUUUUGCUCGACUGGGUGACCCCGGCACCUCGGCCACCAUGCCGCGGUCUUUCCUUGUCAGGAGGCCCUUUGACCCCGAUCGGAAGCCAAACUACAGCAAGCUCCAGGACUCUCAUCUAGAGUUUACCUUCCAGCAAGCCUACGAGCAGGCCCACUUGCUGGCAGCCACCAUCCCACGUCCGGAGAUCCUCAAUCCCACCGCCUCGCUGCCAACGCUCAUCUGGGACGCUUUCCUGGAGCUCCACGCCCAGCCAAUUGCCCGGGCCUCCCUCCAGUUUGGACUCUCCCAGGAGAGUGGCAAGGCAGCAGAGCUGACCUCGCUGUCGGAUGAGGACAGCGGGAAAGGCUCCCAGCCCCGCAGCCCACUCUCACAGGCUCCUUUGUCUUUCUUCUCUACUUCAGCCUCUUCCUUGGAGGCCGAGGCCGAUGCCGCCUUGCCAGGCUUGGGCCAAGUGCCCAAGCGGCUGGCCCAGCUCUCUGAGACCAGGGAUUCCCAGUUUCGAAAAGCCUUCAACUGCAGAUACUGCAAUAAGGAAUGCCUCAGCCUGAGUGCCCUCAAGACGCACAUCCGAACCCACACGCUACCCUUUGUCUGUGAAAUUUGCGGGAAGACCUUUUCCAGACCCUGGUUGCUGCAGUGCCAUGUCCGGACCCACACCGGUGAGAAGCCCUUCUCCUGUCCCCACUGCAGCCGCGCCUUCACCGACCGCUCCAACCUGCGGGCCCACCUCCAGACCCACUUGGAGGUCAAGAAGUACCAGUGCCAGGCGUGCACUCAAACCUUCUCCCGAAUGGCCUUGCUCCACAAGCACCAAGAGUCGAGCUGCUCAGGGGGCCCCCGCCGACCCUAGAGG
Molecule: messenger RNA, 1746 nt
Organism: Callithrix jacchus (white-tufted-ear marmoset)
Lineage: Eukaryota; Metazoa; Chordata; Mammalia; Primates; Cebidae
Product: zinc finger protein SNAI1
Biological process (GO): regulation of DNA-templated transcription
Molecular function (GO): RNA polymerase II cis-regulatory region sequence-specific DNA binding; DNA-binding transcription repressor activity, RNA polymerase II-specific
Source: RefSeq, a predicted model, not a curated record